CACAGCUAAUUAUUAUUAAAUUAACUGAAAAAUUUUUAAAUUUUGUUUUGAACAACUAAUUUUGCAACUAAUUCGUGUUACAAAAAAAUAAAAUCAGAAUUACUGCAUAAUAAACCCUACACAAAAUGGAUGAAAUUAAAGAGUUUUUUAGACAAGCCGGUGAUGCAGCCAUGGGUGCUGUUAAGGAUGUAAUGGCUAAGGAUAUAAAUGAAAUUUUCAUAAAGAAAGAGGCGGAGACUAAAAGAAAAUUACCCAGUAUUACAAAUAUGAGAGUGCUUGACAAUAAGCAUUUGGACAGUCAGAGGCCACACACAGAAAUUCCGGACUUCGAAACAAUACGCCAACAGUGUUUAGAAAAUGGUUCUCUUUUUGAAGACCCACAUUUCACUGCUAGUAAUGAAUCUCUAAUGUUUUCAAAACAUCCCAAUCGCUACAUUGAGUGGUUGAGACCUCAUGAAAUUGCCGAUGAUCCACAGUUUUUCGUAGAGGGCUACUCUAGAUUUGAUGUCAAACAGGGUGAAUUGGGCGACUGUUGGCUAUUGGCUGCUGCUGCAAAUCUAACUCAGGAUUCGAAUCUCUUCUUCCGCAUUGUGCCACAAGAUCAAAAUUUCGAAAAAAGUUAUGCCGGCGUAUUUCACUUCCGCUUCUGGCAGUAUGGCAAAUGGAUAGAUGUGGUUGUAGACGAUAGACUGCCGACGAAUAAUGGUAGAUUGAUAUAUAUGCAUUCAGCGAAAAAAAAUGAAUUUUGGAGUGCCUUAUUAGAGAAGGCUUAUGCCAAACUACAUGGUUCUUAUGAAGCCCUCAAUAGUGGUUUCAUCCGUGAGGCUAUGGAAGAUUUUACAGGAGGCGUUACUGAAUCGUACGAUUUAGCAAAAGCUCCUUCAAACCUCUUCAACAUUCUCGCCAAAGCAGCUGAACGCGAUUCAAUGAUGGGUUGUUUUUUAGAAGAAGAUCCAGAUGUGGAAGAAGCUGAAACGCCAGAAGGUCUCAUCCGGGGACAUGCCUACUCCAUUACCAAAGUAUGUAUGAUUGAUAACGUCACGACUAAUCGUCAAGAAAGGUUACCAAUGAUACGCCUACGUAAUCCCUGGGGCAACGAAGCUGAGUGGAAUGGCCCCUGGAGUGAUAGUUCUCCUGAAUGGCGUGACAUUCCCGAUGAGCAAAAACAUGAGAUUGGCUUGAACUUUGACCGCGACGGCGAAUUUUGGAUGAGUUUUCAAGAUUUUUUUAAUCACUUCGACAGUGUGGAAAUUUGCAACUUAUCUCCCGAUUCCAUAACGGAAACCCAACAGAAUGAUGGCAAGCGCAAGUGGGAAAUGUCCAUGUUCGAGGGUGAAUGGACGGCUGGUGUUACUGCGGGAGGUUGUCGUAAUUUCAUGGAUAAAUUCUGGCAAAAUCCUCAAUAUGUCAUUUCCAUAGUAGAUCCCGAUAAGGAAGAUGACGAUGACAAAUGUACUGUAAUUGUGACCUUAAUGCAAAAGAAUCGUCGUUCCAAGGGUAUGGAUUGCUUGACUAUAGGUUUUGCCAUCUAUCAUAUAAAUGAACGCGACUUGCAAACCCGUCCCCUGGGCUCAGGAUUCUUCAAAAACAAAGCUACAGUGGCACAAUCGCCUCAUUUCAUAAACACCAGAGAUGUUACAGCUCGUUUUAGAUUGCCUCCUGGCCACUAUUUGAUUAUACCUUCCACCUUCGAUCCAAAUGAAGAGGGAGAAUUUAUUAUACGUGUCUUCUCCGAAACGCAAAACAACAUGGAGUACGUAUCAUAGUUGCAUAUUGCUUGUUCGAUUUUAUUUUUGUUUAUAUUAU
Molecule: messenger RNA, 1806 nt
Organism: Calliphora vicina (urban bluebottle blowfly)
Lineage: Eukaryota; Metazoa; Arthropoda; Insecta; Diptera; Calliphoridae
Product: calpain-A-like
Exons: 6
Coding region: 126-1766 (546 amino acids)
Biological process (GO): proteolysis
Cellular component (GO): cytoplasm
Molecular function (GO): calcium-dependent cysteine-type endopeptidase activity
Source: RefSeq, a predicted model, not a curated record